Molecule: messenger RNA, 2921 nt
Organism: Hyla sarda
Lineage: Eukaryota; Metazoa; Chordata; Amphibia; Anura; Hylidae
Gene: DDHD1
Product: DDHD domain containing 1
Exons: 14
Coding region: 197-2698 (833 amino acids)
Cellular component (GO): cytoplasm
Molecular function (GO): metal ion binding; glycerophospholipase activity
Source: RefSeq, a predicted model, not a curated record
GCAUCACGUGACGCGGUUCCCGAGCUGAGCGGCCGGUUGGAGGGUAGGGUGGCGCGCACGUCAGGGGGACUCGUGAAGGCGGCUGCGGGGACGCGCCCGGUGUGUGACCGGCUCAGGAGAUAACGGAGUCAGCGGCCUCCAUGCCGGGGCCCCGAGGAUUCAUGAGCACAGAGAGAAGCGGGACAUCGCCGGCGGCAUGAGUCACUCCGGACACCGGUCACCGGAGAAGAACGGCGAGUGCGACUGGGAGGAGGAGGAAGAGGAAGAAGAGGAGGACGGGGAGGCCGGGGGAGAGGAAGGGCACGAUCCCCGGGGCCCCACCUCCUCCUCCUCCCGCCGCCGCCGCCGCUCUCCUAUGUCCCUGGAGCUGCACCUGAGCGGACAUGACUUCCCCCCGGGGCUGGCCGGGUCCCCGUCUGAGGGGGAGGAGGCGGAGGACAGCAGCCUGCAGCUCCCGGGCCGGCGGAGGACGCGCUCCAGCAGCUCCCGGCCCCGUUAUGAGAUCGUCACCGAGCUGGGAGCGGAGGAGGUUCGCUGGUUCUACCGGGAGGAGAAGAAGAGCUGGAAACCGUUCAUAGGCUACGACUCCCUGCGCAUCGAGCUGGCCUACCGCCGCCUGCUGGAGCUCAGCGCCCCGGAGGACGGGGAACCGGGGGACACGGCGGAGCCGGCGGGCGGCCUGGACCUGGUGCACAUCGGGGAGGUGGCGAAGAUCGAGCCGGUGUGUGUGCGGAGCGGCCUGUACGAGGUGGACGUCACCGAGGGGGAGUGCUACCCGGUCUACUGGAACCAGAGCGAUAAGAUCCCCGUGAUGCGAGGACAAUGGUUCAUCGACGGCACCUGGCAACCGCUGGACGAAGACGAGAGCAACCUGAUAGAACAGGAACAUCUCUCCUGCUUCAGGGGGUAUCAGAUGCACGACACCUUUGACCUGGAAGUGGCCAAGCCCGUGGACCACAAGGAUGUUACCCACCACCUUGCUCCCUUCUCCCUCCCUUUCCUGUUCAAUUGGAGAGGAUAUAACGAAAGCACAGGCGCCCCAUGCGCCAAGAGAAAGCGUUACGAAGCUGUCCACAGUCUGAAGCUGAGCCGCAGCCACGUGGAUUGGCACAGCGUGGAGGAAGUCUAUCUGUACAGCGACGCCACUACUUCUAAGAUAGCAAGGACUGUUACCCAAAAGUUGGGAUUCUCAAAAGCCUCUAGCAGCGGUACCAGGCUCCAUAGAGGUUACGUGGAGGAGGCGACGUACGAGGACAAACCUGUAGACACCACGCACAUCGUCUUUGUUGUCCACGGUAUCGGCCAAAAAAUGGAUCAAGGGAGAAUUAUCAAAAAUACAGCCAUGAUGCGGGAGACUGCAAGAAAGAUAGAAGAGAAGCACUUUUCCAAUCAGAUUUCAGAGCACGUUGAGUUCCUUCCUGUGGAAUGGCGUUCCAAACUUGCUCUGGAUGGAGAUACGGUAGAUUCUAUAACUCCAGAUAAGGUGCGUGGUAUUCGGGACAUGCUGAACAGCAGCGCCAUGGACAUUAUGUAUUACACCAGCCCUCUGUACAGAGAUGAGUUAGUGAAAGGAUUACGGCAGGAGCUGAACCGUCUGUACAACCUGUUCUGCUCCCGGAACCCUGAGUUUGAAGACAGAGGCGGCAAAGUAUCUAUUGUGUCCCACUCCCUGGGGUGCGUGAUCACAUACGAUAUCAUGACUGGGUGGAAUCCAGUCCAUGUCCACGAACAGCCGGACGAGGAGGAGGAGCCCGAGGACCAUUGGAUUAGUUACGAAGAAGAGCAUCUCAUAAGAGAGAUCUAUUCGACCAAACAGCGAUUAAAAGAACUGGAAGACAGGUUGUACGGACUGAAUAAUUCCAAUACCCCUGUGUUAAAAUUUAAGGUUGAGAAUUUUUUCUGCAUGGGUUCGCCCCUAGCAGUAUUCUUGGCGUUGCGUGGAAUCCGUCCUGGAAAUCGCGGGACUCAAGAUCAUAUUUUACCUAGAGCUAUCUGUAACCAUUUGUUUAAUGUAUUCCACCCCGCAGAUCCUGUGGCCUACAGACUCGAGCCAUUAAUACUGAAGCACUACAGCAACAUUGCUCCUGUCCAGAUCCACUCGUCCAACACCACAAAUCCCAUCCUGUACAAACACAUGAGACCCUGUCUCAUCAACCCGUCCAAAGAUACUACCUCAAUGUCCGAUACCGAAAGCAUACCAAGCCCCAGCACUUCACCGGUCCUGCCUCGAAGACACUAUGGAGAGUCUAUAACAAAUAUAGGCAAAGCCAGUAUCUUAGGUGCCGCGAGCAUCGGGAAAGGUCUAGGGGGAAUGUUGUUCUCAAGAUUUGCACGUUCUAGUGCAACUUCAUCUCAAGGUUAUGAAGUCAAAGAAUCGGCGGAUGGGGAAGACAAGAAGUCAGUCCAGAGUCAAAGUACUGGGACGACCCAGACCAUUCCACACAGCAUCUCAGGCUCACUGGACCCAGUGGAUCUGGAGCACCGCAUUGACUUUGAGCUACGAGAAGGACUGGUAGAGAGCAGAUACUGGUCAGCCAUGACGUCGCACACGGCAUACUGGUCCUCCAUGGACGUGGCGCUCUUCCUGCUGACGUUCUUAUACAAAGACGGCCAGAUGGACGAUGAAGACAAGCUAGGUGUGAUUUUUAGGCAUUACGGGAGACAAACGCAACGUUUUCACCGCCCGGCGACGGCGUGAGACGACCGGAACGCAGUUGAGAGCCGCAUUAACUGUAGGAUUGUAUUCAGAUUCAAAACUACGAAAAGCUUCAGACUAUCGCAGCCUCAUUCUAGCUUAUUAUUAAUAAAUCUCAUAGUUUUAUUUAAUUUAUUUUUCUGGGGGUUUUUUCUUCAUUUAUUUUUUUUUCUAUUUAAUUUUACUAAUAAUUUUUUUUUUUUUUUUUAUUGAAAUGGUUUUUUUU